CCACCAUUAAAUGAACUGGCUAAUCAACGCGUGGUACUUACAGUAGUUUUUGUAACUUUUUGCAAAAGAAUAAUUAUAAUAUCCAUUAUUGAUUGUUGAGACAACGUUAUUGCCCGAGAUGGAUCAGGAAAGAGCCAAUGUUUUGUUUCGAGAAGGAGCCAUGUUGAUCUUUUUGGAUGUUCCUGAAGGUACUGAAUUCGGAAUUGAUUAUAACUCGUGGAACGUUGGACCAAGCUUUCGAGGAAUUAAAAUGAUACCAGCAGGUGUUCAUUUUAUAUACUACAGUGCAUGUAACAGUACUGGUCAGGUGGCUCCAAGAACUGGCUUCUUUUACAAUUUCCAGCCUCAUGAGAUUGUCGUCAGGAAGUGGAAUAAAUACAAUGAAGAUAUAGAGGAAGAAUCGGUAUCGCCUGAGGAGCUAGAAAGAUACGACUCCAACAAAAAGGAAAUGGAUCGUUUUCUCGGCCCAUAUCCAUAUGAAAGUUACAAAAAAUGGAUUUCCAUGACAAAUCAUAUUUCUCCGAGCCUCCUGGAGAAGUUGUUGCCUGACUGUAGAAAGAUUUCGUCCGUUACACAAUUUGUGUCACUGCCCAGCACCACACAGUCACGAAAAUCUCAAGCCGAACAGGAAAGAAUGGACACAGAUGCAGACGACAGCAGUGCACCCAAAAAGCCAAAACUUCCCGACAUGCAGGAAAAGCCAGGCACACGGAUUCACUACACGUGUAUCGAGAAACACAACUACCCCUCGGGAGCUUCGGCUGCCGAGAUCACCAAAUACAGCAUGGAUUCCUCGUACGCCUUGGAGCUCAUCCUCACCACCAGAUACCCAGACAGUCACACGGACAUCCUUGGCGAGAUCCAGUUCGCAUUCGUCUGUUUUCUGGUCGGUCAGAAUUACGAUUCGUUCGAGCAGUGGAAGAAGCUGGUUCACUUGUUGUGCACAUGCGAGGAAGCAUGUAAGAAACACAUUCACCUGUUCUCACAGCUCAUAGGAGUGCUUCAUUUCCAGAUCCGCGAAAUUCCCGAGGACUUCUUUGUCGAUAUUGUGUCGAAGAGCAACUUCUUGACGUCCACGUUACAGCAGUUUUUCUCCACUCUAGAGAACGGAAAUGUUGACGUGGCAUUACGGAGAAGGGGGUUGAAGUUCCGGGAUCAUUUGACGGAAAAGUUUAAGUGGGAUUUUAUUUCUGAUCCGGAAGAGGAUGCACCAGUUGUCGUGGAAACUGAUACAGCUACUGCUAUUUCUGCCAGCUAGAGUCGAACAUUUAGCAGUGUUCGACAAAUCCAGUAGCCCUCGGCCCUGGCUAGUGACUGUUUGGUCUGGGCUAGUAAACAUAACCAACCAAAUUACUAUAAUACAUUGGACACUAUACAAGGCUUCUGUAAGGGCUAGUGACUGUUUGGUCUGGGCUAGUAAACAUAACCAACCAAAUUACUAUAAUACGUUGGACACUAUACAAGGCUUCUGUAAGGGCUAGUGACUGUUUGGUCUGGGCUAGUAAACAUUACCAACCGAAAUUACUAUAAUACGUAGGACACUAUACAAGGCUUCUGUAAGGGCUAGUGACUGUUUGGUCUGGGCUUGUAAACAUUACCAACCAAAAUUACUAUAAUACGUAGGACACUAUACAAGGCUUCUGUAAGGGCUAGUGACUGUUUGGUCUGGGCUUGUAAACAUUACCAACCAAAAUUACUAUAAUACGUAGGACACUAUACCAGGCUUCUGUAAGGGCUAGUGACUGUUUGGUCUGGGCUUGUAAACAUUACCAACCAAAAUUACUAUAAUACGUAG
Gigantopelta aegis is the source of this 1795-nucleotide messenger RNA. Its product is annotated as protein AAR2 homolog. Lineage: Eukaryota; Metazoa; Mollusca; Gastropoda; Neomphalida; Peltospiridae. Bases 119 to 1258 code for a protein of 379 amino acids. The record is from RefSeq and is a predicted model, not a curated record. Gene Ontology annotation, biological process: spliceosomal tri-snRNP complex assembly. The transcript has 6 exons.